This is a messenger RNA of Lactuca virosa, 720 nucleotides long. The record is from the annotation of a GenBank genome assembly. Lineage: Eukaryota; Viridiplantae; Streptophyta; Magnoliopsida; Asterales; Asteraceae.
AUGGAUUCUACAAUCAACGUUACUGGUCAAGGUAUGAGUUUUCUGCUUAUUCCUUCCCCUUCGAAAAGUGUUGCGAAAACGGAAUCAGACAAUAGGAAGUUUCCUCGAUCAUCUAUCAAGGCUGCUUUAACAUCGAAGAGAAAAGUGAAUGGGGAAAGGGUUGUUUCUCUUGAGGGAGUUAUGAAUCUUCCUGAAAAGGUAAUUGACUUAUCCUCACUGAAGCGCAAGAGAACCACUCGUGGGAAUGAAUCAAAAUUAGGUGGACAACCAUCAUCUGGUGGUCAUUCUUCUUCUGAGGAAUUCUCAUCGAAAGAGACUACUAUAAUUGCUCUUUAUGAGUGCCCAGUGGUUACUGAUCCUGACUUGAGGCAGACCGAAGAAAAUAUUCCUUAUUCUAAGAAUCUUUUUGGUACUGGUGUUAAUCUAUUUAAAAUUUCUGGUGUGGAAUCAACGGUUAUCACUGUGAAUCCUCCCUUGGUUGGUUCGGGUCUUCAUUCAGAUGAGUUGUUUAGCUUCAAGACUAUGAUUGUUGAGAAGGAUGUUCAACUUGCAUUUUUGAAUGAGUUUCGCGCUUUAGUUGAAGGGAAAGAGCAACAAAAACAGACAUUGUCUGAUCAAAAGGAUUCUGAUUUUCAAUGGUUGAUGAAGGAGGGCAUCCCUUCAUUUCUCCGAGCAGUCAUGAAUUCUGCUGAUUUUGGGGAUGUCAAUGCCGCUCUCUAG